GUCCAAGCAGUUUUGAUCCUCUGGCCUUCUGUGGUCCCGGCUCCGUGGCGGCGGCGGCGGCGGCGGCGGCGGUGGCAGCAGCGUCUCCGUGCCGGAGGCGCACGGGGCCAUGACGUCAGCGUCCACAAAGGUCGGAGAGAUCUUCUCCGCGGCGGGAGCCGCCUUCACGAAGCUUGGGGAGCUGACGAUGCAGCUGCAUCCCGUGGCCGACUCCUCCCCCGCGGGUGCCAAGUGGACGGAGACGGAGAUAGAGAUGCUGAGGGCUGCUGUGAAGCGGUUUGGGGACGAUCUUAAUCACAUCAGCUGUGUCAUCAAGGAACGGACAGUGGCUCAGAUAAAGGCCACUGUGAAGCGCAAAGUAUAUGAAGACUCUGGUGUCCCCCUUCCAGCUGAGUCACCCAAGAAAGGGCCCAAGAAGGUGGCAUCUGGUGUCUUGUCGCCUCCUUCAGCUGCCCCUCCACUAAGCAGCUCCAGUGUCCCUGAGGCCGGGGGUCCCCCCAUAAAGAAACAGAAAGCUGAUGUGACACUCAGUGCUCUGAACGACUCCGACGCCAACAGUGACCUGGUGGACAUUGAAGGGCUAGGAGAAACUCCUCCAUCCAAGAAACUCAACUUCGACCAGGACAGCCUGACCCUGGAUUCUGGCCUUCUCAUGACCUCUGCUGAACCUCCUCUGCUGUCUCGCUGAGCCUUCCGCCUCUGACCCCUCUCAGCGUUCACCCUGGAGCUGUGGGUCACCUAGGACUCUGGCCAAGGCCUACGUGAGAGAGGGUCGAAAGACUGCCGGGGCUGUCCCCUUGCCGCUCCUGUAUAAGCACCUGCCCCUUACCCCUUCGAUUUGCAUCUGAUGGACACUUUUAUACAGAGAAUAAUAAAGA
Molecule: messenger RNA, 878 nt
Organism: Pteronotus mesoamericanus
Lineage: Eukaryota; Metazoa; Chordata; Mammalia; Chiroptera; Mormoopidae
Gene: BACC1
Product: chromosome unknown C17orf49 homolog
Exons: 6
Coding region: 110-688 (192 amino acids)
Cellular component (GO): MLL1 complex; NURF complex
Source: RefSeq, a predicted model, not a curated record